AUGUUCUUCUUGGACGAUUUCCUAGAACUUCUGGAGCCGCUGAAGAACCAAUUCAAACAAGACAUCGAGCAAAUCGGAAAACUAGACCAAGAAGCCAACAGUUUCAGACGGCAAAUGCACGAAAAAGCCGACGAUCUCUUCAAACGAUGCCAAAUCAAGGACAAACAAGGCGUCAAAAACAUCCAAGAAGAUCCUGAAGUCAAGGCCAUGCAAAAAGAGUACAACGCUUUUGCAAGCAAGGCUAAAAGUGCGCAUGAAAAGAAGUGCAAGAUGAUGACGGAAACAAUCUCAAAGGUCGACCGCUACGUCAGGCGCUGCGACGAAGACCUGGAUUUAUUCAAAAACGAAAUCGAAGCUGAACAGCCGGGCAUCACAUAUCAGCUCGAGCAAAAAGCGACAGACAACACACCAGAGCUCCAGAGAAAGAAUUCCGUCCUCGGCUCUGAUUAUGAAUACGACGAGAAGCAAUUCAAGCACACUUCGACACGUAAAAAGACGACAUCAGCUAGUCGCGCGCGGCGACCAAGCGAUAAGGAAGCUCUAGCCGCGCAUCUAGACUCCUCCGCAGCUCCUUCAAUUCUCCGACAAGCUUCAGUCCCUGAGCGCGGGCGAAAAAACUCGGCCACAAACGUCCGUCUCGAUCGCUCGCAUUCGGUGGGGGCUCCGCCAAUGAAGACGAUCAGGCUCGACCCGGGAAUACCGACGACUUCGGCGAUGCCCCACCCGACGGUAGAAGUCGGCGUUGAUGGGGUUUCAAGACCGGCGAGGAUAAAGAAACUCACGCCAAAGGGAUCGCAGUACAGGCAGAACUUCAGCAAAAGCGCUCAACUGGACAACGGUUUCCGCGUACCGCUGACCGAAAGCUACAAUUCCAGCGCCGCCCAAAUCGUGCAACUUCCCUCGACUUCGGCGAUGUUCGUCCAAAACGUGGCGACCGCGAAUGCUGAAAUAAUUGCCGACAACGCGAACUCGAGCACGAGUGAAAUCUCUCCCUUCAAAACGCUCCAAAUUCAUCCAGGAAUGAUCCAAAAUAUCAACAAAGUUCAGGACUAA
Oikopleura dioica is the source of this 1053-nucleotide messenger RNA. The record is from the annotation of a GenBank genome assembly. Lineage: Eukaryota; Metazoa; Chordata; Appendicularia; Copelata; Oikopleuridae.